Molecule: messenger RNA, 2466 nt
Organism: Sclerotinia trifoliorum
Lineage: Eukaryota; Fungi; Ascomycota; Leotiomycetes; Helotiales; Sclerotiniaceae
Source: the annotation of a GenBank genome assembly
AACAACCGAGUAACCUCCAGCCUGAUAUCAUUUCAUUUCAUAUUGUAUGAUCCUCAUCAUACAAUAUUGUCUCUUUUCCAAGGAACAAUGUUCUACACAAUUAUUAUAACCAUAACUCAAAUCCCCUAACAAAUCCCACAUUCUUUCUUUCACAUAAAUCAAAACACCACGACCACGAUCACAAUUGCCAUUCUCACCCACAAACAUGGCAUCACUCCUUCGACAAAUCGUCGCAGGUCCCCGUUCUCGACAUCCAGAAGCAGGACUUGAUCUCUGCUACGUAACACCAACUGUAAUUGCGACUUCUGGUCCCAGCGGCACAUAUCCACAAAGAGCAUAUCGUAAUCCUCUCGAUCAACUCGUUACAUUCCUCGAUUAUAAACAUGGGAAGGAGGGAUGGAUGAUAUGGGAAUUCAGGGCAGAAGGGACUGGAUAUCCGGAUGAGGAGGUAAGGGGUAGAGUUAAACAUUGGCCGUGGCCCGAUCAUCAUCCGCCGCCGUUUAAAUUGGUUCCGGGGAUUGUGGGAGGUAUGAGGAAUUGGUUGGAGGGGAAAGGAGAUGGGGAGGGGAAGGACGGUAAAGAGGGUGGAAAGGUUGUGGUUGUGCAUUGUAAGGCUGGGAAGGGGAGAAGUGGGACGAUGGCUUGUAGUUAUUUGAUUGCGGAGUGUGGAUGGAAAGCUUCGGAAGCUCUUGCGCGAUUUACAGAAAGAAGAAUGAGACCUGGUUUUGGUCAAGGUGUUUCGAUACCGAGUCAGUUGAGAUGGAUCGGUUAUGUGGAUCGUUGGACAGCUUCUGGGAAACAUUAUAUUGAUCGACAGAUUGAGAUUAUGGAGGUACAUGUUUGGGGAUUGAGAGAUGGUGUUAAAGUACAAGUUGAGGGAUAUGUUGAUGAAGGAAAAACGAUCAAAUUAUUCCACGUUUUUACAAAGAAAGAAAGAGUUGUGGUAGAAGGCAAUACACCUGGAAGUGGAGGAAUCAAGAACUUAUUAUCUGAUAUGGCUGGAUUUGGAAUUCAAGAUAAAAUCGCGAUAUCGAAAAACUCGGAUCGAAUCGAAGAACCAAAGAAUACAAAACCAAUACCACAAGCUUCGGAACCAAAUGCCAGUGAAUCGGAAACGGAUACAGAAACUGGUGGUGGGGCUGUCAUUUUCAAACCUUCUACAAGAGUUAUUCUUCCAACUAGUGAUGUUAACAUCGAUUUCGAAAGACGAAAUAAAGCAUCUAUGGGAUGGACUAUGGUUACCGCCGUAGCCCAUGUAUGGUUUAAUGCCUAUUUCGAAGGCGAUGGACUCGAAAAUAAUGGUAAAGUAGCCGAAAGCGGGAUUUUCGAAAUUGAAUGGGAUAAAAUGGAUGGAAUCAAAGGUUCUUCUCGCAAAGGAACUCGAGCUCUAGAUAAACUUGCCGUAGUAUGGAAAGUUUAUGAUCCUGAACCUGGCCACGGUAAAAGCGAAAGUAUAAUCGAAGAACCUGAUGUCAAUGCACCAGUUCCAGAAGUUCAAGCUGCAGAUUGGAAAGGAGAUAAUGAAAUUUCUCCUACUCAUGGCGAUAGGGAUUUAGGAUUGAGAACGGAAAGUCCAGUUAGUGCGGAGAUUAGUAAAGCGAGUAGUAUAAAUGAGGCUGAUAAGGAAAAGGAAGAAGAGAGAAAAAAUGAGGAAGAGGGUUUGAGGGUUUCGAGUCCAACAGGAGAAGAGGAUUUGGAGUUGGAUAUUGCAAAUUUACCGAACCGGGAAAAGAAUGAUUCGGUACCGACUAUGGAGGCGCUUAAUAAGGGACUUGAUACGGCGACUUCGACGACACCGAAUCGUGAUGUAGAUGCGAGGAAGUGAGUUUAUAUUUUGGUGUGGAUAUGGUCUUUUACUGACCAUUGAUGGAUAGAGUUAUAGGGAAUCAUGAUGGGGUGGGUGGAGUGGAGGGAAUGAAUGGGAGCAGUGGAAGCAGUGGAAGUAAUGGAGCGAAUGGAGUGAAUGGGGUAGAUGGAAUAAAUGAUAUCCCAAACGCGCCACCAAUAUCCACGAUCUCAACAGCAGAUUUGCCAGGUGGUGUACCAGAGGAUCAGAUGAAAAAUGCUAAGUGUCAUAAGUUGGGUCAUAUGCAGAGUGUGAAGAAAACGAUUAAUUCUUAGGAUAUGGUAUAUGGAGAGUGGGUGCGGAUGGCUAGUGGCCUGGUUAAAGAAAAGAGGUGUUGGCGAGAAUGCGGAAAGGAUAUCAGAAGUGAGAUUAGAGGAGGAACUACUGAGUAGAUGGAGAUGUGGGAAUGUGUAGUGUGGGGGUUGAAGAUGGGAAAUCUCUUUGGUCUUUGUUUUUGAGGUGGAGGUGGGAAUGAGGGAGAUAAAAACUAGAGCAGCAGGAAAGAAAGGAAAAGAACAGAACAGAACAGAAACGAAAAGAAGAGAGAUAUGUAGAUGUGGAGCAUGCUUAAGUAGAAUUUAGUGAAUGUAGAAAUAGAUACCAUUUCGUCUGAAUAUGAA